This is a messenger RNA of Petromyzon marinus (sea lamprey), 5919 nucleotides long. RefSeq lists its product as uncharacterized. Gene Ontology annotation, molecular function: endonuclease activity; ubiquitin binding. Gene Ontology annotation, cellular component: nucleus. The record is from RefSeq and is a predicted model, not a curated record. NCBI's taxonomy places the organism in Eukaryota, Metazoa, Chordata, Hyperoartia, Petromyzontiformes, Petromyzontidae.
GCGGCGGCGAUGACGUCAUUACAGCGUAAAGGUUAAAGUUGACGCGUUUUUAAAUUGUGCAAGGGCUUAUUAAAUAAAUAUUUUUUUUAAACCCAUUAAUUCGUAACAAUACGUUGUGGGGGGGGGGGGAGAUGUCACGGAAUCGCCGUAAAGUUGCCACGAUGUUUUAUUUCGCGAGCGAAUGUUGUAUUUUAUUUUUGGCCGCCUCGGCCCUCACCUCGACGCCGUGGAGAAACAGACGAGUUAUACGAUUGUAAAAGAUAAACAGACGAGUUAUACGAUUGUAAAAAAUAUUUGGAGCCCCCUUUGCGCAAUUCAAAGACCGUAGUAGUAGCGAAGUUACGUUUUCGCAGGCGACUAAUUAUUAGUCCGUGAAAUAUUUCGGUAAAUUGGAUAUCCAAACGUAAACCAACAAAAAAAAAUGCCCAGAAAGAAACGCGCCGGUGUCGGCAACGCACAGGCUAAGGGUCCGAAAACCCCGUACGGCCUACACGCUCCUGCCGGGGAGGAAGCAUGGGAGGGCGGCCCAGGAACUAGCACCACGAGGGGUCAGGUGGUGGAUUCCAUGGUGUCCAUGUUCCCGGACCUGGAUCCUCAGGUCGUCUACAUCGUGCUGGUGGAGUGCGACUUCAGCGCUGACGUGGCAAUGGACUCCCUGCUGGAGCUCAGCGGGGCUGUUGGCCCACGACAGCAGCUGAGAGCAGAAGGUUUGAAUGCCAUUGCUCACGAGCUGAUGAGCGGUGGCAGUAAUUGGAUUGGUGACUAUGAGCAACCAAGGUCAGCUACAAACACCGGUGAUAUCGUUUACACUUCAAGCUCAACGAAAGGACCUGCAGAUGAAUUUAAUUACGUUUAUCCAGCUGACAGUGUUGGCACUGUGUCAUCUGGUGAGCAGAGCAGUGCAAAUUUCAGUAUUGUGACUUCUUCAAUAGAUGACUGGUCUACUUUGAAUCUGCUGCCAUCAGAGGCUGUGAGUUCAGUUUUAGAAGUAUCCUUUCCCUCCAGUAUAGUACAGGAAAGUGUUAUUGGAACCACUCGUUCAGAUCGGCAUCAUCAAAGCAACAGGAGUUCUGAAAAUUGUGGGCCAGUAAGCAGCAAUCUGGAGGGUAGUGGUGUGCCGUUCCUUCAGCAGCCUGCUGAAAAUUGCCAUGUUUCUUUUUCUGAUAAUUACGGAAGUAUAGUUUGCAGUACAAAAGAAAACAUGCGUGCAGACAGAGGUGAAAGUGUUGUGGAUGAAGCAGAGUUAGAACUGCAAAUGGCCAUCAAUGAAAUGGAAGAAAUUCAGCACAAUGAAGGCUCUGCGGUUUUACAAGAACCCCAGUCAAAUGUUGGAGGCUUAGCUGAUUCUGUAACAGAUGGAGUGACACCUGCUGAUCGUGGCGCAAGACAAGAACAUGCAAAAGAUGUUGAUACUUCAUCAUCUUCUCAUGGUUGGAGUGCAUUGGAGAUACCUGAUGCGGCCUUCAGGCCCACAUCUGAUUCUUUAAGAGAAAGUGGACAAACGGUCAAAGUUGAUGGGUCCAUUGAGUCUCAGUGGCAACAAAAUGAGAAUAUUUCCACUGGACAGUGGACACCAAUGCAGGUCUGGCCUCCCUCAUACAGCAGAGAGCAGACCCAUCCACUGAGCCAGCAUGAACAACCUAUGACGUGGCUGUCUGGUGGUGGCUGGCAAGGCUGGGGUGGCCAAUCUCUGAUGUCAAACUUCGGACAGAUGCCUCCCACAGAUAACAGCUGGAAUCACCAGGUGUAUGGUUACACAGAGCCUGGUGGCAAUGUGUACAGUAUGAAUCCGAUGGCAGUGCCAUUCGUUUUUCGUCCAAAUGCUCCAGUGCAGAAACAUGCGCAUCCAUUGCCGAAGCAGCCUUGGCCAACGCAAGCCCCGCCUGAGCCUAGACAGCCAUUUCCGCUGAGCAAGAUGAGAUCCAGGUCUAAAGAAGGGAAGGUCCUAUUUUUGCUUCGUGGCUUGCCAGGAUCUGGGAAAUCAACCUUGGCCAGAAAUAUUAAGGAGCAAGGUCCAAAUGGGGUCAUCCUGAGCACAGACGACUAUUUUGUUAAAAACGGGACUUACUGCUACGACCCCUCGGUGCUUGGCGAGGCGCAUGAAUGGAACCACAAGCGAGCCAGGGACGCGAUGGAUGCAGGAAUGUCACCCAUCAUUAUUGACAAUACCAACACGCACAGCUGGGAGAUGAGACCCUACGUUGCCAUGGCACUGCAAAGGAAAUACAAGAUUGUUUUCAAAGAGCCUGAAACGCCAUGGAAGUUUAAGACCAGAGAACUGGAGAAGCGAAAUGUACAUGGAAUUUCUAGGGAGAAGAUAAUACGCAUGCUAAACAAUUACGAGCGUCACAUGACUGUGGAGAGAAUAAUGGGCUCCUUCAAAUCUACGCGUGACCAUUGGGUGGGACAAGAAGACGUCAAGGGAAAAUCUAAACAGAUGCUUGCCCAGACUCAAAGAGCUGCCUUGCAGCAGGCUGUUAAUCUUGAAAACGGCUCACUGCCGUGUGCAGGGCGACCAUCCAAUGGUUUUAAACAGCAUUCCCUUGGCAAUACAUCUUCUGAAGGGGCUGUAGUGACGGUGAAUAAAAAUAUCGAAGAUAACAGUGAUGCACGUUCAACAGAAAAUAUUCUUCUUCCAGACGUAUUGCCACUUGAAAGUAGGGCGGUUGCUGAGAGGUUGCCAAAAACGUUGGCUUCUGAUUGCCAAGCUGAAGUCGCUGAACCCGACAAAUAUUUUGCAUCGAGCCAAACGGCUGAUAGUGGAAUGAAUGCUGCAGAUAAUGAAGUCACAGAUAAUCCAAUUGCAUUGAGCAUAACGAUGAAAAAAAGGACUCGAACGAGGCACCUAAAGAGUCCAGCCAAACAAAUCCCCCAACAAACUUCUGAUCUUUCGAGAAAUGAAUUUGAUCCAAUAGAUGACUGGCCCUCGGAUACUCCCACUGUCCCACUUGGCCAGAGAGUAAGAAGGCAACGGCAUGACUCAACGCAAAAUACAGAGGAAGUUGAGAGUCAGGCCGCUCCUGAUUUAACAAUUUGUCAUAUCCCUGGGUGUGAAACUGCAGCUUCUGCAAGCGGUGAAGUAAAUGAAAGCCUUGAUGCAGGAAAUGCACAAGAGAUGAGCAUUGAGAAGCUGCAGGAAGAUUUUGAGCCCAGCGCUACCCAGAAGCAACCAGAGAUUGAUGCCUGCAUGCCCGCUGACAUUGUAAGCACUGGGCCUGGAGAAGGAGCCGACAUGGCGGAAGAAGAUGUGUUUUCCGUUAAACAGCCGCACGAUGACACAGGAGCGGAUUUCGAAAAAAACGAGGAAGCCGUGCGUGGGCAGCCUGGGGGCAUUGUCAGUGCAUCAUGCACAGAUAAGGUUACUGCUGCCGUUGAAGGUUGGAUUACAGAACGUUCAGAUAACGUACCUCAUGUUCUGAAAGUGGCCAGUUCAUUGCUCGUUGAUGAAAAUCCCUUCUUGGCCCAGGUAAUGGAAACUGUCCGCUUGAAGCAGAACGAACAGCUGGCCGUUUCCAGUGAUGCAAUGGAAGGUUCUCAUGAUCCGAAAGGUGCAGCUGCCGUUACCUCCAUGCCUCGGUCUGCCAAAACAGUUAAGUUAGUUGCACAUUUCUCACAAGCGUUGAGCUUGCAGAAUGAUGGCAACACUGUGGUCGAUAGCCACGAUAAGUCUGCGCGUCCUUUGGAUCGAAAACAUCAGUCCACUUACACAGCACCAGAGGACUUUGCGUUGAUAUGGAAGGUGACUAAAAACAAAUUGGAUAGUGUUGAUCCAUUUGUAGUUCUAUGCGGGAAUCCAGAUCGAUUUACUAUCCAUAAUGAAGCUGUUGCAACUGCUGAUGAAACGGGCCCCAAUAUUCCUUAUAAAUUAAAACUUGACAAAGGUAUAUUAACAGAAGACAUGGAUAAUCCUGAACCGGAGAGAGAUGCAGAAUAUUUGGUAACACAUUUUAGAUCAGUCAGCAGAGAGGUUUUGGUUGACAUUUAUGAAAAAUGUAACAGGAAUUUAAACUGGGCAGUAAAUGUUUUAAUCGAAUCAGGUGUUGAAAUGUCUGAAGAAAUAACAGAAAAAGAAACUGACACUGAAGCGGCAUCAUUCAUUGAUGAAGAUGUGUUGCAGGAGAUAGAAACCAUGGAGUGUUCAACGAAUCAAAAUACCCAAGUAUUGAACCGUGUAUUGCAUAGUGAUUCAUCAAUGCAACCGGACGUGCUUUGUCACACUGCUCGUGCUCAGCCUGUCAGAAAACAAACUGAAACUGGCCCCAGCAACACAAGCAUCGGCACUGGAAGCAAAGAAGAUGAAAGUGGAAUUGGUUUCUGCCCAAAAAAAUACGAUGUUGAGGAUACGUUGGUUGAUUGGUGGAAAAACACCCCACCGAGGCUUGUCAGUGAAGUAAACACAGCAGUCUUGUCUGAUUGUGGACAUCAGCAAAUGGGUGAAGAAAUUGAUGGUACAACAGGCACUGGUGGCCAACACUUCGAUAAUGUCCAACCUAAAGAAAAUGUUGUACCCGGAGAGAGCAGGCAUGAGGUUUCCUUAGGUCACGAAACUAAAGGUGCCGAUUGUGAAUGUACGUUUGUGAACCAUGAUGUGAACCGUGUGGAAGGUGAAACGGACAAUCCUGCAGAGCGAGAAGAAGGUGACUGCUGUGAAUACAGUGCUGCAAUUCAAGAUGACUCAAUGCUGGACAGAAAGAUUAUUAUUUCCACGGAUGACAAGCUAAGAUCUUCAGACAACAGGGUGCCACGGGCAUCGGAAAGGGCUCGCGCCAGUGAGACGGUGACCACUUGGGAGCAGCUCACCCCUCGGACGGCAAUGGCCCCGGGCAACGCAUCAAACGCCUCGUUGGCGGCACCAGUCCUGGAAGCGGCUGGUACCUCAGAGACGCGGCCUGCACAGCCGGCGAUCACGAGGGGCAUCGAAAUAGAAGCGGGCGCAGUGCAGCAAGCACUGUCUCGCGGGGCGACGGAGGGCAGUGCCGUUGGUCAAGUGCGGGAAGUGGAAGGCGAUGAUUUAUUCGACAAGGGCCCGGGGGCGGGGAGGACUGCACAGCCUUUGGCGGGAGAUGGAGCCAAUGCCCUUCCCCACCUGUCCACCCUGGAGUUCUCCCUCCCCCACGAGCUGGCUAUACAGCUCGUAGAGCUCUUUGGCCCUAUUGGCCUGGAUGAUUGUAAGUUGCUGAGGGUUACAUUAAACACGCACGAGUCUAUUUUGUAUGUUGAUCUGAUGAUUGAUUUACAACCCAUUGUUUGGAUGCAGACUCUUCCCACGCGAGGGGGGUUAUUUGGCCAUACUUCACCACCGCUGAUCAGCGUGUGAAUUGGUGCAGGGGCCACAGGAGCCAGUUUGGAUAUCCCCACUGAUGUUGGCCUUGACCGAGAAUCGGAUACAGAACUCAGUUUGCCAGGUUCAUACCGUUUUAAAAAACUUAUAUUGCAGCACUUACAGCAAAACAUGAGCGAUAAACAGAUUGAGCUGUAAACAAAAAUAUUAGCUUCACACUGAUUACACUGUUCAAUCUGGGUAGCAAUGAGGUGCUUAAUAAAAAGCCUUUGCCACACUUGAAUAUGCUCAGAGGAGCUUACCGGUACGUUUUGUUACAGCAUAGCUGGCUAUUUACAAAAUAUGUAGGAAGAUGGUGACUGGGAUGAUUUAUGUAAUGUAUAUAUGGUAAUGAUUAUGGUAAAUAGUAGAGCCUGUAUCUUAUAACUUUUUGUGAUGUGUGGUAUAAGAUGGUGGGAACAUUCAGCCCCUCAGCUAUCAGUAGUAAUCAUAUUUUGUGUCUUCACACGUGGUAACAAUGCGAGUGAAAAUGUGUCUACGCAAAACACUUGCUCUGCCCUGUCAAGCCAUGGAUUAAAGCCAGGAUAUUAAAUUAAGCAUAAUUCGCUUGCCAGGGUGUUUUGUAGACUGCAAAGGUU